Messenger RNA from Nematolebias whitei (Rio pearlfish), 489 nucleotides. Its product is annotated as syndecan-2. The coding region runs from base 81 to 380 and encodes 99 amino acids. The record is from RefSeq and is a predicted model, not a curated record. Lineage: Eukaryota; Metazoa; Chordata; Actinopteri; Cyprinodontiformes; Rivulidae. The transcript has 5 exons.
UGUCGCCUUUUGACCUUCCAGAAGAUUUGGAGGGAUCUGGAUCUGACCUGGAAGGUUCAGGUUCAGGACACGACGGAGAGAUGGGUGACGCCGGCCUCGGCGGCGAGCUGCUAACUGUGGAACCCGCAGAAGAAGGAAACAAAAAGACGGUGAAACUGUCCUCAGAAAACAAACGUGGGCCUCCACCUGAAUUUUUCGCCUUCGCAAACAACAGGAGUUUUUGGGAAAACAGGCAAAUUCUUGCAGGCGCUGUUGCCGGGGGAAUAACAGGAGCUGCGCUUGGAGCUACAUUAUCGGCCAUACUCAUCUACAAAUGGAGGAAGAAACACAUGGAGGAGUGCAGUCUCAGCAAGACAAAGGUUUCUGAUGACAGCUAUUGAGGUUUUUGUUAAACUGUCAUCCUCCGGUUGGUUUAAAGCCACUUUAAUACCAACUGUUUGAGGAGCUGCUGUAUGUUUCCCUGCAGGACUGAAGGGAAAUCUUGCACUU